AUGGCCGGAGAAUUUGUUUUGGCAUUUCGUGAUCUGCAGAAGGACGCGGUAAAUAAUGAAAAAUUGGUGGAUUUUGUCCACGGCCACUACACGAACAGCCUCAACGCUCCCGAGUUCUACUCAGCCCUCCAACAACAAUGUCUCCACCCUGACCAACAUGUCCACAACUUAUUCUGUAAUUUAUCCUUUCUUUACACAGACCAUUUCUUCAUGGAGGAGACACUGAAAUCAAUGGAUGAGAGCUUGGAGAAGCAGCUCUGCUGCGUCGAUGUCUGUAAGAAGGCCUCUACUAUUUUCUUCAUCUCAGCGGCCAUGAUCUGCGCGGCCAAGGCUGCCACUGCAGCCGCGGACGCCAACCCCAAGACUAAGAUGACAGCGGCCAAGGCGGCAGCUGCAGCCGCUGCAGCCUCCAUUCUGUUUGGUGCAGUCGGGAAGUGGGUCCAUUCGCUUCUGAGCAAGCAUGAGUCAAGAAGCAUAAGGAGAUAA
Molecule: messenger RNA, 486 nt
Organism: Salvia splendens (bonfire salvia)
Lineage: Eukaryota; Viridiplantae; Streptophyta; Magnoliopsida; Lamiales; Lamiaceae
Product: UPF0496 protein 1
Exons: 1
Coding region: 1-486 (161 amino acids)
Source: RefSeq, a predicted model, not a curated record